This is a messenger RNA of Daphnia pulicaria, 2150 nucleotides long. RefSeq lists its product as uncharacterized. Lineage: Eukaryota; Metazoa; Arthropoda; Branchiopoda; Diplostraca; Daphniidae. Bases 982 to 2064 code for a protein of 360 amino acids. The transcript has 4 exons. The record is from RefSeq and is a predicted model, not a curated record.
UUCAAAACAAACAAAUAACUUCGUCUGCAGCAACACCUCAAAUAAAAAAUAAAGAAUCGAACGUUUCGUUGGUUUCGUUUAGGAAGUAGUAAUUUAGUAUAAAGAUUUCUCAUUAACCAGAAAGACAGUAGUUGAAAAAAGAUGAGUAACAAUGGAGUUAAUCUUAUCAAAGAAUUAAAAACUUGUAUCAAACUUAAGUGAAAAAUAUUGUUUUAGGCCUGCAACAAGCCACAACAGCCCAUUCUUCAUUUUUCUCCAGCUGGGGAAGAACGAAGAAGUAACAUUUAUCCCCAAGUGUCCAACAGGGAAUAACAAUGCCAUGGCAAUUGUCUUGAAAAAAAUUUGGAUUUAAAAUGUUAGUUACUUAAGCCAUGUAAGGAAGUGUGAGUGAUACUUGGGCUUGACCAUGAAUCGAUGUAGUGAAUUUCAACAGUUUCAGAAUUAUUUCUUUACCUUUUUAUUUUAUCACAUCUCGUUUUUGGCAUUGGAAGGCCCAACAGAUAGGAAUAGUGUAACAAAUAAGUAAAAUAAGUACCAAGAAUGGCCGGCUUGAGAGAAAGAACGUUUAUUUUGGUGUGGAAGCAAUUACAUUGUACUGCGACCGAAACUGUAAGAGUAAAAUAGAAUGAAAUUUGGGAUUGCUACCUCCAUCGUCAAGUUCAGGCGAGUUCAGGCGAGUUCAGGCAUGUUCAAGGUCAGUUAUAUUUUGUCACGGUGUUUGCUAUUGGAUGACACCGUGCAAAGAGCUUACCUUCAUAUUCACGUUCGUCCCGUCCAAUCGUCAGUAAAUAUGCAUUAACCCUUAACGUCUCUUUUGCGGCCUGAUCAAAGAAGAGAAAGCUGAUGGCGAAACAGACAACCGUUUAAACUAGGAAAAAUGAGGAUGCCACUGCUGCUAGUCAGGCGAAAGGUUACUUAAAGGAGACCGAAGACUUCUAAAGUAAAUCGAAUUUCACAGAUCAAAACUUGAAUUCAGCAACCAUGUCUUCCACCAACAUGAUUAUUUCUCUCGUCUCUGUCUCUACUGUUGUCAUCCUUGCGGGUCUCUUCGCCAGUUGGUGCGUUCGCACAAUACGCACAUUGAUAAAAUCUCCAUCCAAAUCGGAGCUGAAACUGCAAGGAUUACCAGUACAACCGACCCGCAAAGAUGGCCAACCCGAGUCGAUGAGAUUCCAACGUCGAAUCCAAUCCACAAUGGCGGCGUUCAUAGAAAACGGAAUGGACGAUCAAGUGGCACCUCUUGUCGUCUCUCGUUUGGAAUGGUGCAACCAAAUCAACCGCUACCUGGACAUGUUGAAGAAUACGCCAGAGUCAAUCGAGAGUGUGGCGAAUGGCAUCGAGGUCCUGAUGAAUUACCACCAACUUCAUCGAUCGGAAGCGGAACAAGACCUCGUCGAUGCCAUUCUCAGCAGAGCUUUGAAAAACGGAAACAUUUCUCACCUUUACGCCAAACUGUUGAAGCGACUGAGGAGCGGCGACCAGAAAGGCUGGACACAAAACAUCGUCCGUCUCUUGUUCCAACUCGCCGUCGAGGAAUUCAACCGGCCGCUUGACAGUGACGACGAAAAUGGCAAGUCGAGAGUCGAAAAAUUCAACAACGUCAAACUGAUGGCCGCCAUUUUCAAGAGAGAAAUGCCCGGAGUGCCGGACGGUUGGAUCACAGACUGUGCCGAGACUCUGGUCCACCGUCUCGAGACCGGAGUCACUGAAGAAUCGGUUAAGCAACUCUGCCUCUUCCUGACGACGCUGCUCAUCGCUGAACCCGGAGAAAAUUGUGAUUCGAUUACCCCGACCCGACAGAGACAAUUGCUGACCUGCUUCGAGGCUCUGGAACGAGCGGCAACUCCACCCAAAGUCCCUCAACAACCGGACGUGAAAAUACAGAAAUCGGAUGCAACGACACAGACGUUGAAACCUGAGAGCGGCGAGAGCGACACGGACACUUCUACGGACGAGUCGGACACGGAAGAAUAUGAGUCGGGCCCGGAUUCAGAGACUAAUGGCCUGGAACCUGCUGAAAUCCGCACGAACUCGGCUUCUGCCACUGACAACCGGAUGAAUUAGAAGAAACCGCCGUAAACUUAAACCGAGAAAAGUUCUGAUCGUACAAUUAAUUUCUUUUUGUCUUCAAUGUAAUACGUUUGAAGCUA